CAGAGGCCGCCCGCUCACUUCCCGCGGAGGCGCUCCCGGGCGCCGCGCUCCGCGGCCGCCACCUGCCCCCGCCCGCCGCGCCGCCGCGCACGCCGCGCCCCGCAGCGCCUGGCUUCCUCCUUGCUAGGGUGGCGUUGGGCCGGCGCGGGCGCUCGGGUGAUUGCCGCUGCUCGGCUCCCCGCCCCCAGCCCUGCGCCGCGCGGCUGCCCGUCGCUUUGCACAGGGCUGGAUGGUUGCAUCGAGCAGGGUGGCUCCAGGAUGUUAGGGACUGUGAAGAUGGAAGGGCAUGAGAGCAGCGACUGGAACAGCUACUACGCGGACACACAGGAGGCCUACUCCUCGGUCCCCGUCAGCAACAUGAACUCGGGUCUGAGCACCAUGAAUUCCAUGAACACCUACAUGACCAUGAAUACCAUGACCACGAGCGGCAACAUGACCCCGGCUUCGUUCAACAUGUCCUACGCAAACCCGGGUCUAGGUGCCGGCCUGAGCCCUGGAGCGGUGGCUGGCAUGCCGGGCGGCUCUGCGGGCGCCAUGAAUAGCAUGACGGCGGGCGUGACUGCCAUGGGGACGACGCUGAGCCCGGGCGGCAUGGGAGCCAUGGGCGCACAACCGGCGGCCUCCAUGAACGGCCUGGGCCCCUACGCUGCCGCUAUGAACCCAUGCAUGAGCCCCAUGGCGUACGCGCCGUCCAACCUGGGCCGUAGCCGGGCUGGUGGUGGCGGUGACACCAAGACGUUCAAGCGCAGCUACCCUCACGCCAAGCCACCCUACUCAUACAUUUCGCUAAUCACCAUGGCCAUUCAGCAGGCGCCCAGCAAGAUGCUCACACUGAGCGAGAUCUACCAGUGGAUCAUGGACCUCUUCCCCUAUUACCGGCAGAACCAGCAGCGCUGGCAGAACUCCAUCCGCCACUCGCUCUCCUUCAACGACUGCUUCGUCAAAGUGGCCCGCUCCCCGGACAAGCCCGGCAAGGGCUCUUACUGGACGCUGCACCCGGACUCGGGCAACAUGUUCGAGAACGGCUGUUACCUGCGCCGCCAGAAGCGCUUCAAGUGCGAGAAGCAGCCAGGGACCGGGGGCGGGAGCGGGAGUGGCGGCGGCGCCAAGGGCGGCCCUGAGAGCCGCAAGGACCCCUCGAGCGCUGCCAACCCCAGUGCUGACUCGCCCCUUCAUCGGGGCGUGCACGGUAAGGCUGGCCAGCUAGAGGGCGCGCCGGCCUCCGGGCCCGCCGCCAGCCCCCAGACUCUGGACCACAGCGGGGCGGCGACGACAGGGGGCGCCUCAGAGUUGAAGACUCCAGCCUCCUCGGCUGCACCUCCGAUCAGCUCCGGGCCUGGGGCACUGGUGUCUGUGCCCCCCUCCCACCCGGCGCAUGGCCUGGCACCCCACGAGUCCCAGCUGCACCUGAAAGGGGACCCUCACUACUCCUUCAACCAUCCCUUCUCCAUUAACAACCUCAUGUCCUCCUCUGAGCAGCAACACAAGCUGGACUUCAAGGCAUAUGAGCAGGCACUACAGUACUCGCCGUAUGGCACCCCAUUGCCCGCCAGUCUGCCCCUAGGCAGCGCCUCGGUGGCCACCAGGAGCCCCAUUGAGCCCUCAGCCCUGGAGCCGGCCUACUACCAAGGUGUGUAUUCCAGACCCGUUCUAAACACUUCUUAGCUCCCUGGGACUGGGGGUUUGUCUGGCAUGGCCAUGCUGGUAGCAGGAGAGAGAGAAAGAGAGAGAGAAAUCAACAGCAAACAAAACCACACAUACCAAGCCGACAACAGCAGUAAUAAAACCCCAACUAUUUUUAUUUUUGUGCACAAUCUUUACCCCAGUGCAGAAGACUGUUACUUUGUUAUUGUUGUUCAAAACGCCUUGUGUAUAUUACAAAGAAAACCAGUCCCAAACCAACACAAAUUUUUCCUGAAAAGUUUAAUGAUCCACAAGUGUAUAUAUAAAAUCCUCCUACUUCCUUGUCCCUCUCCCUGUCUUCCCUCUUCCCCCUGCAGACGUGUUCUAGUCUGUGCAGGGUAUAUUUAAAAAAGAAAGAAAGAAAAAGAAGGAAGAACGGAAGGAAGGAAGGAAGUCAACCUUGUAAAAUAUUUGUUUGUGCUUUUUUUCCCUCCCCUCCCCCCAACAUACACACUUUCAGGAGUUUACAGGUCUAUGGCAAUACUCUUAACCAUAAGAACUGAAAGGGUGAAGAAACAAAUAGACCCUAGGGCUAUUAAACGUAUUGAAGGACAAUGCUGCUGUUCUGCAGCAAAACAUAAACAGAUUAUAAACAUCAGAGCCAUUCAUUUCAGGUACAUUCAGAUAGCAGAUGUCUUAAAAAUAAAUACAUAUACAUCAUAUAUGAACUUAUUUAUGCACACACUCAGAUAGGUAGACAUCCUCCAUAUAUUCACAUAACAUAUAGAGGUAAUAGGUAGGUGAUAUACAUGUUCUUGAAAGAGUUGCCUGACCAGGAAGUUACAAUGAUACCCCUUCCCCUCCUCUCCACCCAUUUGUAGCCCUGGAAAUUCAUUCCUAAAGAAUUGCCCUCCUCAAUAACUCUGCUCCUUGCUUGCAGAGUGCCAUGGUCAAGUCAUUCUGAGGUCACAUAACAUGUAUAAAAUUAGCUUCUAUGUAUCUAUACCAUUUAAAGGAUAUUUUUUCCAGAAAAAAAAAAGGAAUAUUACAAUGUUGGAGGAGAGAUAAGUUAUAGGGAGUUGUAUUUCAACAUCUGGUCCAAGAUUCCAAAAUCCAAUUGAUUGUGGACAUUUUAAUUAUUGCCAUCGUGUGCUUGUUUCAUUCAGUGUUAAUGCACUUUUCACAGUUGGACAUGGUGUUAGUAUAGCCAGACGGGUUUCAUUAUUAUUCCUCUUUGCUUUCUCAAUGUUAAUUUAUUGCAUGGUUUAUUCUUUUUUUCUUUACAGCUGAAGUUGCUUUAAAUGAUGGUUAAAGUUACAAAUUAAAAUGUUAAUUUUUAUCAAUGUGAUUGUAAUUAAAAUAUUUUGAUUUAAAUAAUGAAAAUGACAAAUUUUAAGCCGUGGAAUAUGUUCUUGAUCAUUUGCAGUUAAGGACUUUAAAUAAAUCAAAUGUUAACAAAAAAUAAGGAUUUCUGUUAUUUGCCUUAAUUAAAUCCAAAAUAGAUAUUCUGAAUAUGGUAUUUUUCAAAGUCCGGCACUGAAUAUAAACGUCAAAAAGGAAAACUAUCUUAAGAGCUGUAUUGUUUAUGUUUAUUAUAUGUGAAUGUAGCUAGUAAAAAGCAAUUAAGGAUAUUCAAUUAAAGUAGAUCUAUAAAAAGGUAGAUAAACUGAUUUUAUAUUCUAAGGAUUGAGAUUUUUUAAGAUUCUUUAUUCCCAGUAAUGUUUACUUCAAUUUUUGACAAGGGUGUAAGCUUUCUGUGUUUCCUUUGAGACUUUCCACAGUGAAGUCAAAUAUUAAUUUAACUACCUUUCCCCUCCUCCAAUGUAUUAUUUUCCUUUAUCUGAAAAGUGUUCAAGUGAGAAUAAAAUAUCAGAUAUAGCCGAUAAAAUUAAGUUGUCUACAACAGAGGAUCCCAAACUCUCUUUUUAUUGAAAAAGGAAAAAAAACUUAACCAUGACGGUAGCUUUAGAGGGGGCCCAGGGAGGCCCGAGUUAAUUUACUCCUGCAGGGGAAGCUUUGUGCCACCAAGGCAUUUCAGGGUUGCCGCUACUUUGUAUUUUGUGAAGAUAUUUUUAAAAAAAAUACUGUUUCUAACAUUUUUUUUUCCCUGAGAACUUAAAGCUGAUGAUUUGUUUGCCUUCUAAGAAGCUUUUAAAUGCAACUUCACACCCCUACAGUUGGUUGAGAUCACAAAAUCAUUAAUCUCCUUUGAUAGUAGGCUCACUUUCCAGUCCACCUAUUUCUUUGUAAGCCUCGUUCGGAUUGACAUCAACAAUAACAACACCAGCCCAAGCAGAGGCUGGCCUGCCUGAGCCCUUGUGUAUGAACUCCAUCCUCGCUAGGGCUUGAACUUGGACAGCCUUUACUUUGAUCGCCCCACUCCUUACCGCGGACAAGAUAAAAAGAGCUGUGUGAGUCCCCUAAUUAUCGCGUAAUUGCCUCCCCAGAUGAGAGAAGGGGUGCCUUGCAGCACUUGAGAAAAAUUCAGAAAUCCAGUCACUCACCCCCACCCCCGCCCCAGCCCCAGCCCCCGCUCUCAAUUCAACUAAUGAAAGGAGGAGAUGGAAAUUACUGGUUUGAGUAAUUUCAAAAUCUAAUUUAGAGGCCUCUCGGAAGGAUGCUAAGGUCCCAAAGAAAAAAAGCUUUCAAUCCCAAUAGUUACUUAUAUUUAUAUAAUUAGUAAACGUUGGCAUUUUUGGAAUUUUCGAAUUCUAAAAGUCAUGUAAAGUCCUAAGCUUGGACCUCGGAAUUUUACCCUGCCCCACUGAACCUCAACUGUCUUUGUUCCUGUCUCUCUUUUUAACACAUUAACGAUAUUAACGCCUAGCCUACACCCACCAGGCUUAAGUUGGCCUUAGCUCUUGCUGUCUCACUUCACAGAGACUUUUCCUAGGUUUGCAGGGGACGAGGCGCGCUGCGGGGUUUGCCUAGGCCACAGUGGAGACCCGCCUGGGGAGCUCGCCUGGUGUGUCGCUGGGAGCGGGGCUCGCCUCGAGAGCUGCUCACGCGAUUUUCUGACCGCGUCCUCUGCCACCACCGCUGGGCCACGCCAUCUGCGGCCGGCGCAUUGGGACGCGCGUGGGCUGAGGCCGGCAGCCGAUUGCCGGGCAAGGGGGGGGUGGGGGGUGUUGGUCAGAGAAAGACCGCGAGCAUCUCGAGGUGACAAGUGCAGUUAGUUCUUCAUUGUUUGGGCAUUUUCCCCUCCUAGCGAAUAAAUCUUCUGUUGAGCCCGAGACCUAAAAGUCAACAAAGAAGGCCGGGCGCCUCGUAACCGUUUCUGCGGCCCCAACGCCCGCGUUGCCGGGGCUGCUCCCGCUGCGUAAUCCCUUCCUCGGAAACCCGGACACACAAACGCCGGAACGCCAGCGGCCGGGGCGCCGCACCCCGGCGCCAGGAGGAAAACAUCUGUAGUUCUGAGAAGUGUUGGGACCCUCCCCGAGUGCGCCGCCUUCCAGCGACCCCCUCCCACGUCUCUUUUCGUCCGGGAGUUUCUAUAUUUCUUCACUUCGGAUGCUCUGGCAGAAGACGGCCGGAAAGGGGAUGCUGACCGCUCAGCCGCGGUCCAGGGGACUCGCUGUAUUUAGGAAUUUCGCCCGAGGUGGGGGAGGGGUCUUCAGAGGGGGAGGGAGGGAGCAAGAAGGGAAAAACCUUCCUUUCGACCCAAGUGCAAAUCUCCGGAGGCCCUCCGAUCCACUAACAAGGCUACAGAGUAAACAGUUUUAGAAAACAAAAAUGUUUUGAGAGUGAGUAUAGUGCUGGAGAGGGGAACUUCCAAGUGUUAUUUUCACCUUGGCCAGGCCUGAAAUUUUUUUGUAACUGAUAAAAAGGAAGACAACUAAAUUUAGGAAAGAAGAAAAGCUCACUAUUUUUUAUUCAGCAGAAACUACACAACUUCGAAGUGUUCCCAAGUAGAAGGCAGUUCAACGUUUUCUACAAGGUAGCUCAUACAGUUGCAAAACCAAAGAUAAAAUUUAAUUUUUAUUGUCCCUUUGUGAUCCCCUCUCAGUAGAAUAAACGGGUGAGAAUUAUUAUGGGAGAAGGAUUAAACAAGCAAAAUUCUAUUAAAGUUCUUAACUUCUGUUUUCCUUUUUUGAAAACUAGAUACCCAACUUUUUAUCACUAACAGCAUAAAAAUACAGCAUUCUAACAGAUUGAAUGAGCCUUAGUGAAAAAGAAUUUCUGGAGUGAUAAAAUUUUUAAACUUUGUUAUUUUGGCACUUUAAAAAAUUAAUCUCAAUUCCGUGAAAAUGCCUAUAUCAUUUCUUUGCAGAAAACUUCAGUGAUCAAUACAAAUUCCUUUCAAUGCAGGCCAGUGUAGGAGACCUGUAGCCCAAAUUCAUUAACCUUUCCUCAAGAUCAAUUGGUCUUCUGUUGACUUAGCAGUAAUAUCAUAGAACAUUUAGCUAUAAUGUAUUUUAAUGUGAUACUCAAUAUGUCAAGAGAAAAAAACUCGAAAAAAUAAAAUUGUUUAAAUUG
Molecule: messenger RNA, 6099 nt
Organism: Sus scrofa (pig)
Lineage: Eukaryota; Metazoa; Chordata; Mammalia; Artiodactyla; Suidae
Gene: FOXA1
Product: forkhead box A1
Biological process (GO): anatomical structure morphogenesis; regulation of transcription by RNA polymerase II; cell differentiation
Molecular function (GO): protein domain specific binding; DNA-binding transcription factor activity, RNA polymerase II-specific; transcription factor binding
Source: RefSeq, a predicted model, not a curated record